This is a messenger RNA of Moesziomyces antarcticus, 912 nucleotides long. RefSeq lists its product as uncharacterized. The coding region runs from base 1 to 912 and encodes 303 amino acids. The transcript has a single exon. The record is from RefSeq and is a predicted model, not a curated record. Lineage: Eukaryota; Fungi; Basidiomycota; Ustilaginomycetes; Ustilaginales; Ustilaginaceae.
AUGAGGAUCAACGGCGCGCGUCUACUGUGGGCCACGACGCGCCUUCUGAGCCUCGUGCUCGUUGCGAGUUACCUGGUCAACGAAUCAGUUGUCGCAGCAGGUGAUGACGAGAAAGGUAAAGGACUCGAACCAUCAAGCUUCAUCUUCGAGUCUUCUGGUCCAGCUCGACAAUCUGGAGCUUCUUCUGUGCCUCGCAGGCGAAGCCGACUUUCAGUUAUGGGACCACCCUCAACUCCAGGCUCGUCCUCGAACCCAGGCCUUUUCUCGGAACCUGGCUCGUCCUCAAGCCCCGCCUCGUCCUCGUCUCCUGGCUCGUCUAUGGCUCCUGGCAUCUCCUCAGCUCCUGGAACGUGGUCAGAUCCUCUUGUCAUAUCUGACGUUGGCACAGCUGCACCUCCUCCAACGGUCCCCGAGGUCGAAAUCGUACCCUCUUCCGUCCAAUUUCCGCCCUUCAUUGAUGUCGCUCCUAUCCCGGAGCACGAACCCUGGCACAUGUAUCGCCAGUUCAGGUACAGACUCGCUCAGCUCGACAUCGACCACCGAAGCUUGGCUCUACUCAACCCUCGCGCGGAUUUUGUCGGGGACCAUCGCACGAUGUUGAGAGAUCAGCUUCAGGCUCAAGUCGACUUGAAGAUCGCGCUCCACCUGACACCAACGAUCGAUCACGGAGGCAGAGUCUAUGCGGUACCGAUUAUUCGCGACUCGGUGAAAGAGGCGUUGAUUGGAUCGAAAAGCAUCCAUAACGUGGGAUGGGCCUUGCUUGGUAUUUGGCCGGGAAGGCAAACAUCGGUCGCUUGGCUCGGAUAUGCUCUCCUGGACGUCAGAGGUCGGGCUUCUUUCAUCAAAAAACUCCAGGACUCUGGCAAGGUGAAAGUUCUGGCGGACCUGCUAAAGCCUAUACCGGUGGUAUGA